Pezoporus flaviventris is the source of this 1572-nucleotide messenger RNA. It is a transcript of the gene DFFB, whose product is annotated as DNA fragmentation factor subunit beta. Gene Ontology annotation, molecular function: DNA endonuclease activity. Gene Ontology annotation, cellular component: nucleus; cytoplasm. NCBI's taxonomy places the organism in Eukaryota, Metazoa, Chordata, Aves, Psittaciformes, Psittacidae. Bases 11 to 1087 code for a protein of 358 amino acids. Gene Ontology annotation, biological process: apoptotic process; apoptotic DNA fragmentation. The transcript is spliced from 6 exons. The record is from RefSeq and is a predicted model, not a curated record.
GCACCGGGGGAUGGCGGAGCCGCUCCGCGCUUUCCGGGUGCGCGGGCGCUGCGCCCCGCGCAAAUUCGGGGUGGCGGCGGGGAGCCUGCGCGGGCUGCUCCGGAAGAGCUGCCGGCUGCUGCAGCUUCCCUUGCCAGGCAGCCGCCUCUGCCUCUAUGAGGACGGGACGGAGCUGACCGAGGGCUACUUCCGCGCCCUGCCGCCGCAGAGCGAGCUGGUGCUGCUGGGACCGGGGGAGACGUGGCACGGCUGUGAGUGCACCGGGGCCGGGCGGUGGGGUAGUGCCUGGGAGCGGCCGCUCAGCCCGCGCCGCUUCGUCCUUACCGCAGGUGCCAGCGAUAUCGAGCGGUUCCUCGCCGCCUUCUGCACCCAGCGGGAGGCCGUGGUGGAGGCCGCUCGGAAGCUGCUCAGCGAUGAGCGGGCUCCCAGGAGGCAGAGGCUGCUGGCGGAUCUCAUCCACAACCUGAGCGAGAACAUCCUGGCCGAGGACAAGGAAGAGGAUGAGAAGUGGUUUGAAGGUCUAGAGUCUCGCUUUAAGAACAAGUCAAGCUACAUGCGAUACAGUUGUGAAAGCAGAAUACGGAGCUACAUGAAAGAGGUUAGCAGCUUUAUUUCAAAUGUUCAUCCUACAGCAAGAGAUGAGUAUAAAAGGAUCAUUGACAUGAUGGCAGAUAAAUUGAAAUCUGUGAAAUACAAUGGAUGCUACUUUGACAGAAGGGAGGAGGAGGAAGCAGCCCGCCUGUGCACCACAGAGGGGUGGUUCUCUUGUCAGGGACCCUUCGACAGAGAUGACUGCCCAUGUAAGCAUUCCAUCAACCCCUACAGUAACAGGGAGAGCAGAAUCAUCUUCAGUACCUGGAAUCUUGAUCACAUAAUAGAGAAGAAACGUGCUGUUGUCCCAGAACUGGCAGAAGCUGUCAAAACACAAGAUGGAAGGGAAGUGAACUGGGAAUACUUCUAUCAGCUGCUGUUUACUGUGGAUAAUUUAAAACUUGUACAUAUUGCGUGCCAUAAGAAAACCAAUCAUAACCUCAGCUGUGACAAAACUAAAAUUUACAGGAGAAGAAAGCACAACCACAGGAUUUGAUAGUGCAUCUCUGGAAGUGACUUCAAAAUGUUGAAGUCACUUCAAUAUUUGGUUGGUUUUGAACAGCUCUAGUUUGCUAAAGGACUUAUUUCAGAGUCCCUGCCAAAAGGGACUUGCCAAGUAAUUCAGAUGCCAUCUCACAAAGCAUACAGGUACCUCAUGCAUAAUUCUGCUUUCCUGCUUUCUCACUUCAAGCCUGCCUUCCAUCACACUGUUAAAAUACAGAUGCAAGUCAGUAUAAAACUGAGGCCAGAGGCUGACAGGGAUUAAGCUCUACUGCCUCUCUAGCCAUGACAAACAUAGGUCCGAAAAACUAAUGCUAGAUGCGCAUUUCUCUGAACUUUAAGCCAAACAAAGUACUUCAGGAUAAUUAUUCUGCUCCAUGCCUUUUCCAGGUGAUAACCACUGUAUUUCAGGUGCGCUAAAGGGCGGUUCAGUGACAGAGCUGCUGGCUCUUCUGUGCUGAAACACCCACACUCAUGCAU